AUGGUCGAGGCCAUAGGAUCGACUGUAAAGGACCUCGACCCCAUUCAAUUAGACAACAACGACCACGGCAAGAAAGCUUACAUUGGCUGCAAACUUCAGGAAUUGGGUACAUUUCGUGAAUUUUUAACUCCUAACGCGGACUUGUUUGUGUUUAGCCAUGCAGAUAUGCCAGUACGCGAAAAAUUAGAAACAUUGUUGGAAAAUGGCUCCGUGAGGGAGUCGAAGUACCCCCGAUGGGUCGCCAACGUAGUCAUGGUGAAAAAGAAGAACGACAAGUGGCGGAUGUGCGUAGAUUUCACUGACCUGAACAAAGCUUGCCCCAAAGAUUCAUUUCUAUUAUCUCAUAUCGACCAACUCAUCGACGCAAUGGCCGGGCACGAGCUACUAAGUUUCUUGGAUGCCUACUCGGGCUAUAACCAGAUCCUCAUAGAGGAAGAGGGCCAGGAAAAGACCACCUUCAUCACCCACCAGGGGACGUACUACUACAGGGUCAUGCCCUUUGGACUGAAAAAUGCGGGGGCAACUUACCAAAGGUGUCAUAAGUUCUUUGGCAUACUGAAAAAGGAGAACGACCUCCAAUGGAACUCUGAGUACGUCCAAGCCCUGAAGGAGUUAAAAGUGUACUUGUCCUCGCCACCGUUGCUUUCAAAACCAGAACCGAGACAACCCCACCUCGUCUAUAUCGCCGUGUCCGAAGUAGCUAUGAGCGCAGUUCUGGUCCAAGAAAAUAAAGGAAGGUUGGACAAAUGGGCCAUCGAACUGAGCGAGGACGAUAUUACAUAUCGGCCGCGAACGGCGAUAUGGUCACAGGUCCUCGCAGACUUUGUCGCCGACUUCACUGCAAAAAUAAUGCCCGAAGUCAAAAAAGAUGUCGUCCACGCUUCUGCCAAACACAAGACCUCUGGGUCCUGUACACCGAUAGAGCGUCCAACGCAUCAGGAUCUGGGCUGGGAUUCGUACUCGAAGUCCCAACAUGCGAAGUGA
Molecule: messenger RNA, 984 nt
Organism: Nicotiana tabacum (common tobacco)
Lineage: Eukaryota; Viridiplantae; Streptophyta; Magnoliopsida; Solanales; Solanaceae
Source: RefSeq, a predicted model, not a curated record